AUGAUUGAUAUCAACGUCAAUAACAUAUUUUUUAGAUCUUAUUCGGUCGAUCCUAAUUCUGGUCACGCAAUUUAUGUUUUUGACUCGACUUAUUUGCCUGCUCCCGAUGAAAUUGGCAAUAAACAGGUCUAUGACUUGCUUAUCAAUGCCCUCAUGGAUCGAUUGGUGAUGAAAUUGCCACAGGCACCAUAUUCGCUGGUGAUCUUUUCAUCAGGGUUCUCGCAGCGGAAGAUUAGCUGGGUUUACGGUAUCAAAAUGUUUGCCAAACUGCCUAAAGAGACCAAAUUCUAUUUACAAAAGAUUUUCAUUGUUCAUGAAUCAUUCUUCGUUAGAUCCGUGUACCAGGUAGUGUCAAAUGCCAUGAACUUCAAUUUCUUGGACUCAAAAGACAGUCAGCAUGAUUUUCCAAGCCUGGUUCAUGUCUUGGACCUAACUUCUUUAUCCGAGCUAAUAGAUAUUACGCGACUUAGAAUAUCUUUAAACGUGUAUUUAUAUGAUUAUCAGAUAAGCGAACAUAUAGAUGUUCCAGAAGAAUAUUAUAAUAGAUUGACGCCUUUGGCGAUGAGACAGUAUAGACAAUUGAUAUUUGAUAAAAUCUUCAAAAAAUUGCGAAGCGAUGCUGUUAUCUGUGAAUUGAUUUUCCAGAAGCCGGGAAACUAUAAAAAGGUAAACAUCUUUUUGGAUAUCAUAAAGAGAAACAACUAUAUUGACUUGUCUCAAUGGGACAUUUAUUCUUUGGCUUCCGUGUGGUUGAACUUCUUUAUCAAAAACAAGGCAAAGCCCUUGAUCCCAAUUGAAUUAAUUUCCUUACCGAUCGUCGAUGAUUUUGAGUUCACAUGUGAAACCUUCCGUAAAAUCAUCAAAUUCAAUCAAUACCAGGAUCUUUUCAUGGUCAUAUUUCCAUUUUUCAAUAAGAUCAUUGCGCAUAAUGAAAUGACUAAACAUGAUUCAAGAAGUUUAAGUAAAGCUUUAACGCCAGCUCUAUGUAAGGAGAAACUUUCUAUAAUGACCAACGAUCGUUUAGCUAUUGGAUCAAGAUAUAUCAAGAAUUUACUGGACUUUUUCUCCGAGAUCACAAAGGAAAUAACGUCUCCUUUGUCAUCAGUAUCAUCGUCUUCUACAAUACCUGCAUUACCUAAGCCAAGAAAAUCAUCUCCAACUAGAUAUAGCGAACUGGGUCGCUUGACUCUUCUUAGAAGCAGAAGUCCUAGUCCACAGAGAUCAGUAACAUCUCCAACAUACACACCUGUCGCUUUACAGGACACACCAGUAUUGAAACCUAAGUCGUCAUGUAGAAUUGCUUCUUCCCCAUCACUUGAUACUAAACCUUCACCUCCAAUUAAGACACCUUCACGGCCACAAGCCUCAUUAACCUCCCGUUCAAAUACCGAUUUGACAUUGGCUUCGUCUUCUACAGACACCAUAUCCUUGCCAACACAAACGCCAUCCGCCGACUCGCUUCCAUUGAGCAACAGCAGCAUAGAUUUAACGAUUUCGGACACUAUAAAAGAAAUGGUCAAGGAUGAGCCGGCAAAUGAUAAAGGCUCUGCGGAAACAGAUAUAUUAAUACAGCACUUCGAAAGUUUGACUCUUGUGCAAAACGCGAAGAUCAAGAAAUUUGAUAAAAUAUUACAGGAAAAGAAGAAGAAAAAUGAAACUACCUCCAAGACAGCGAAUAAAUUCUCUCAAAAGGGAUAUUCGGAUAUUAAUGCAAGCAACAAAGUUAGCAGGCUGGCUGCAUUGUACGAAGAGCGUCUACAAGGUUUACAAGUAAUGAAUGAAAUGAAACAAAAGUGGUAA
This is a messenger RNA of Saccharomyces kudriavzevii IFO 1802, 1800 nucleotides long. It is a transcript of the gene ECM25, whose product is annotated as Ecm25p. Gene Ontology annotation, cellular component: cytoplasm. The transcript has a single exon. NCBI's taxonomy places the organism in Eukaryota, Fungi, Ascomycota, Saccharomycetes, Saccharomycetales, Saccharomycetaceae. The record is from RefSeq and is a predicted model, not a curated record. The coding region runs from base 1 to 1800 and encodes 599 amino acids. Gene Ontology annotation, biological process: small GTPase-mediated signal transduction. Gene Ontology annotation, molecular function: GTPase activator activity.